AUGGAGGAAGAGCCUACAGAGGCACCACUUUACAUCCAUAUCGAGACUAAUGUUUUUUCAUACAGAAGGCACAAGCGGCAGAAGGAGGAGGACAUAGCUGUAUGCGAGUGCCAGUAUGAUUUGAUGGAUCCAGAUAGUGCAUGUGGAGAGAGGUGCUGGAAUGUCUCGACUAACACAGAGUGCACUCCUGGCUAUUGCCGCUGUGGUGUAUAUUGCAAGAACCAGUGUUGCAAUACGGUGAAUCUUUUAUCUGCCGCAUCAUCUCCUACUGAUGCAUAUCAUGGCAAUGCUGUAUACGAACAAGUGCGAUUUCAGAAAAGUCAAUAUGCUAGGACAAGGCUGGUAAAAACUGAAGGGCGUGGAUGGGGUCUUUUGGCUGAUGAAAAUAUUACAGCUGGACAAUUUGUUAUUGAAUAUUGUGGAGAAGUAAUAUCAUGGAAGGAAGCCAAGCGGAGAUCUCAAGCAUAUGAAGACCAGGGUUUAACGGAGUCUUAUAUUAUUUACCUCAAUGCUGAUGAGUCUAUUGAUGCAACAAAGAAAGGGAGUCUGGCCAGAUUUAUCAACCAUUCGUGCCAGCCGAACUGUGAAACAAGAAAAUGGACUGUCCUCGGGGAAGUGAGAGUUGGCAUUUUUGCAAAGCAAGAUAUUCCUAUUGGAACGGAAUUAUCCUAUGACUAUAAUUUUGAGUGGUUUGGUGGUGUGAUGGUGCGGUGCCUCUGUGGAGCUACCGGAUGUUCAGGGUUUCUUGGGGCAAAAUCACGUGGUUUCCAGGAGGCCACAUACCUGUGGGAAGAUGAUGAUGACAGGUUUUCUGUUGAAAAUAUCCCUCUUUAUGACUCUACCGAUGACGAACAUACAAGCAUUCCGAAGGACACCAUUCUAGCAAAAGAUGAGCCAGUCACCCAAGAAAAUAACAGCAAUGUAGCGCAUACCACUGAGAAUCCUGAGAUUGCAAGCUCAAAUGAAUUCACGCCAUUGAGUGUUGAACCAUUGAUGGCAAGCUCAGAUGAACUCACACCAAUGACUAUUGAACCACUGAUAGCUGUUCCAGUGGGAGUUGAUAUUAUGGAGAAUGGAUUGACCGAAUAUGGUGCACAAUAUUCUGAUGACACUACACAAAAUUCAAUGCAUAAAGUUGCGAGGCUUGAGAAUCAAAGUUCUCCCCAGAACAACAACCAUCAUACCGAAUUGGUCCUGGUGAGACCCACACCCAAAUUUCGUGGUGGCAAAGCUAAACGUGGUCUGUGCAAGCAAUUGAAUGUUGCAGAUAUUUGUGACCGGUUAGCAUCAGCUGCGGCACGCCAGGAAAUAUUGUUCUGUGAGGAAGUGAAGAAGCAGGCGACUGCCGAAAUCGAUGCCCUGUACGACGAGAUAAGGCCAGCGAUUGAAGAACAUGAGAGGGACAGCCAAGACAAUGUAUCAACAAGCCUUGCAGAGCAGUGGAUCGAGGCCAGCUGCUGCAAGUACAAAGCUGAGUUUGAUCUAUCUGCUGCGAUUAUCAAGAACUUGGCUUCAACGCCUCUGAGAGCAAAAGAAGAUGUGAACCCUAGAGAACAAAAUGGAGUGUUAUACCUGCAAAACGGUCCAUGA
Triticum turgidum subsp. durum (durum wheat) is the source of this 1590-nucleotide messenger RNA. Lineage: Eukaryota; Viridiplantae; Streptophyta; Magnoliopsida; Poales; Poaceae. The record is from the annotation of a GenBank genome assembly.